Messenger RNA from Suncus etruscus (white-toothed pygmy shrew), 829 nucleotides. It is a transcript of the gene LDAH, whose product is annotated as lipid droplet associated hydrolase. The record is from RefSeq and is a predicted model, not a curated record. The transcript is spliced from 6 exons. Gene Ontology annotation, biological process: lipid storage. Bases 68 to 829 code for a protein of 253 amino acids. Gene Ontology annotation, cellular component: lipid droplet. Lineage: Eukaryota; Metazoa; Chordata; Mammalia; Eulipotyphla; Soricidae. Gene Ontology annotation, molecular function: lipase activity.
UUCCGGUCGGAACUUCCGCCUUUCCUGGACUGUAUCUGAGAGCUUGCAGCUUGCUAAACCGGUAGAAAUGGACUCAGAAAACAAGGAAGAAAUUCCUGUGCAUGAGGAAUUCAUUUUAUGUGGUGGAGUUGAAACCCAUGUUAUAAAAUGUGGACCCUGGACUGACCUCAUAAAUGAUCAAAGUGGCAACCGGCCUAAGCUGCUUAUUUUUUUUAUUGCUGGUAAUCCAGGUUUUAGUUCCCUUUAUACACCAUUUAUGAAGGCCUUGUACUCUUCAACAAACAAACGUUUUCCAGUUUGGACUAUCAGUCAUGCUGGGCAUAUCGUGGCCCCCAAAGACAAGAAUCUUACAGCCUCAGAUGAGUCAAAUGCUCAAGAAAUCAAGGACAUCUAUGGACUCCGUGGGCAAAUAGAACAUAAACUGGCUUUCCUGAGAGCUCAUGUGCCAAAAGAUAUGAAACUUGUGGUCAUAAGCCAUUCAAUAGGCUGUUAUAUGACCCUUCAGAUUUUGAAGAUUGCUCCUGAGCUCCAAAUAAUUCGCGCCUUUCUGCUCUUUCCAACAAUUGAGCGCAUGUCUGAAUCCCCCAGUGGAAAGAUCGUCACUCCGCUUCUUCGUUGGUUUCGUUAUGCUCUCUACGCUACUGGCUACAUAUUACUGAAACCCUGCCCUGCAUUCAUCAAGUCCUUAUUGAUUAAAACAUACUUUUGGUUCACGAAUGUGGAGAAUGAACAGAUCGAAACAUAUUUUCUUGAGCCAUUCUGCCUUGGUUCUUCAGACCCGGACUUGAGCCUGUGUGUGGCCUCCUCGCCCCGCAGCCCUUCGCCAUAG